AGGAAAAAUCUCAUCAUAAUAAGUCCAGGCCGCGGAGGCUCCUCUUUCCUUGGAUCACUUUUUAAUGAAAAUCCUCAUGUCAUGUAUUCCUUUGAACCUUUUUUUGCCAUAACUGGAAAAAUUUUCCAUGUUGAUUUGGUUAAAGGAGACAAAGAACCAAAGAAUUACACACAAGCAUUCCUCCGGGUAAUUGAUGGUUUCCUCAAGUGCGACUUCACGAACUUCUCUAAGACUAUUAUAUCGGCACUUUUAAGGGACCGGUGGCAUCUUCUCCAUAGUAAGGCACUUUCGAACACAAAUUUGGCGCGGUUUUCAAGAACCUUGCUUACCAGUUCUUGUGAAAAUCACAACUACACUGUUAUAAAGAUUUUGUCUUCACGAGUACCCAACAAGACAAUAGAAACUUUAAGGGGACUUUUCCAAGAACAAAGCCACUAUGACGUCAAAGUCGUCCAUUUAGUUCGGGAUCCAAGAGCAGUGGUGAACUCCAGGGUAAAUCUCAAAUGGAUGAAAGAUCAUUUGCAUCCCAGCUUUAGUGAUAAUGUGCGAAGAAUUUGUAAUCCGAUACUACAGAAUAUUCGCUUUGGAUUGUUGUCUCCCCCUCCCUGGCUUAAGAACCGCUUUCUGAUUAUUCGUUAUGAGGAUCUUGUGGAAAAUACGGUGAAUAUCACACGGGAACUAUACAGGUUCGCAGGAUUUGAUUGGUCAGCGAGCAUUGAUAAAUGGAUAAGUAAACAGGCAUACAAUUCAAAACAAGGAACAGAAUACUCUGUUUUCAGGAAUGCUACAGCUGCCAUUCAUGGUUGGAAAAACGCACCAAUGCCCUUUAUAAAGGCUGUAGAGGAUGAAUGCAGAGAUCUUAUGGAUUUCCUCGGCUAUGAGAAACACACCUAUUAGAGCGGGUGCUUAAAAUUCAAAUUCAAGAAAAAUAAAAAUGGUGAUGAUAAUGAAAGAAAAUAGUACCAUGAUGAAAUACUAUUUAAGAGAUUUUACUUGAAUAGUCACGCCAAAGAUUACGUAUGGUGACUCACGUUAUCUCUACCAAAUUUUCAUAACUGGCUCUCACACUUAACCGUAUUCGAUCCGACGAGUCACAACCUAGUUAAGAGUCUAAGCCACAGUCGGCGUUAAUUAACAGUAGGUUUUAAAAUGUUUACAAACCUCGCUAAGAGGCCUGACAUACUCACUAAGUAAGCUGCACUACCAGGUCCAGAAAAAAAUAGUAAUACUAAUAGUAACUGUUAUGUAGUGUAUUACGUCAAACAUCCGGGACUCAUUAAAACAUGCUCGUUUACCAUGCGCUCUCCUUGUUGAGACGCUAAUCCAUGCAUAACACAGUGUUUUGAAGCGGCAUUUUCAGCCGAACAUCACUCAAGCCCAAACAAAUAGGCGCUGAAAAUCAAGAAAUUCACCCAAGGUAUCACACAGAUAGGCUGUGAAGACCUCAUUACCGACGAAUUGUCAAGACCAACAACCUGUUUAAGGACAUUGUUCAGUGAGAGAUUUAAGAAUAGGACUGACUUAUCAAGUUAGACUUUGUUUAGUUCUUUUUUUUCUCAGUACAAGUUCAAAGGAACAUUUGAAGAUUAAAGAACAUUUGAUUUGUUCUAGGAAUCUUUCUUACCGAAAAUUUGGUUAGUUUUCACAAGUUAAUUACGCGUGUAUCCUUUUUCUCAGAAGGAAGAUGUUAUGUAGUAUAUUAUGUCACACAUCCGGGACUCAUUAAAACAUGCUCGUUUACCAUGUGCUCGCCUUGUUGAGACGCUAAUCCAUAACAGUAACAAUAUAUAAUGACAAUAAACGUCCACGUUAGUAGUAUAGAAGGAUCUGGUUUCGCCAUAUUUUUGAAAGGGAAUGAAAUAGACCAUAUUUGAGUUGCCUCAAGCCUCUGUUUCAAAGCGAGGCUAAGCGCAGAGCCAUGGAUUAAAUUAAAAAUGAUUCAUUAUAGCCUGAAUUUCAUUCGACUACUUCGAGUCGUUAUUACUCCCUCAGUAACAUCUGAAUCGACCGGCCGUUAAUGCCGUCCAGUGACGUCACUACUCCUUUGCUUUAAUUCAUGCAAAAAGUAAAACACGAUUUCAAGUGGCAACCAAGAAAUACAUGUAUCGUUUGGAAAUGUUCAAAUGAUACAGAAUUGCUUUACCCUUUCAGGGACCGUGCAGGGGGUGGGGCUCGGUAGGCUAUACCCCACCCCACCACCAAUUUUUUGGAUUGUAAAAGAAUUUGUUUUUCACUUUAGUUACCCAGAUCUGUCACUUACCACACAAACAAGGUUUAGUAAUCUGACAAUACUGAACACCCACAAACAGAGAACAGACAAACUUUGUCUUGUAGCUGUUGCCAAUGAGUUUGUAGCUCUUAAUGACAAUCGUAAAGGCAACUUUGGCGCAUUCAGAGAAUCCAACUUAAAAAUGUCCGGGUGACACUCAACCUCUGCGUGUGUUGGGUUUAGCUUCAAAGUCUAUUCAUUUCAAUUUUGCUCUAACGAGGGGGGCCUGGUGGUAACUUGUUGUUGUAGGUGAAGAUGUAAUAAUUACAAAUUUAUAUUACUAUUGGCAGUUUUAGAUGCAUUUAUAGCCAUUUCAGAAGAUUUAAGUUUGAUACUAUUAAAAUCAGUAUUGUUUAAAUUCGAGCUUAAACUUUUUGAUUCCUCCUUGUUUCGCGGUACGGCUUUGGACACUACAAGGCAGGGUAAGAUCCUCGUUUUUCGUUCCUAAUUAUUUCGUAUAUCAAAGCCGGAUGAAAUUAGUGAUACUUUACACAAAUCAACAUGGUAUUGUACUCGUUGAAACAUGGAUUCCUUGUCUACAAAAUAUUUAGAGAAAAAAGGGAUUAAUCUAAGAAUUAUUUACUAGGAAAUCUAACAUCCUUUUGUCAUCGGAAGAACGCGUAGAAAAUUUCCUUCGAAUAUAGAGAUCCAAUAAAAAUGUUGACUUUCUUAUGAAAAAAAGUAUUCGUAGUUACAGAUUUUAUUAAUCCGGCCUCUCUACAUCUCUGUGGAGCUAUCUUUUGAUCCUUGGCGUUGACCACCAGGUUUGCAGCCCUGAGGACGAGAACGGCUUAGAAAAAACCUAUCAAGUGACUUAAUUACAGAUAAAGGAUAAAAUCCUCGCUAAAGGGUUCUGAGAAGAAAUGCGACGUGUAACAAAGGAUGUCAAAAAUGUCAAAAAUGUUGCCCUGUAUGUCUAAGAAUUAUUUAUUGACGCCUCGUUUUUGAUUUUUAUAUCUUGGCUGAUGUGAUCCACCCUAAUAAAAGCUAUUUGUCAUUAUAAUAUCUGCUAACUUAUUCAAAUUCCGUGAAUUAGCAUUUUCUAUUUUGAGAUGGUAGAUACCAUGAUGGAUGAUGGAACGUUUUUCAUCAACGUCAGUUUACUAAUGUGGUGACUUGUUCUUACCUAAUAUCAAUUAAGAUCAGUGAUGGAACAUUUGCUAACCAGUCGAUAUCAGUUUUCUACUAUGGUGUGAAUUGUUCUUACCUGAUAUGGAACCUUUUCUAUUUGAUAUCAAUUCAACAUGUGCCAGUAGAAUAGCAAGCGCUAUAAUUACCACCUAUAAUUUUAACUUACCCCUUUUAUUGGUUAUUUGUUGGAGGUCGUGUACGUGUGCGGGAGAAGAGAACGAUAACCUGUCUUUAGUCGUUUUUUUUUAUCUUUCCCUCCUCUUACACACCUCGCUGUUCGCGCUCGCGCCCCAAAUAACGCCUGUUGUGCAUCGUUUUCAGGCCAUGGCGUUAUCGGCAAUUCGGCUCCACAAAAUAAUGAGAUUCUUCCGCAAAACUGGCCCAGCCAGUGUGCCCUAUACUAUUGAAAUUUAAUGACAGAAGAAGGCUAAUAAAAGAAUAUCAGUAAAACUCUGUCUUAUCUGAGGACAAAUUAUAUGUUGUGAGUACGGCUAGGAGCAUUAUUAUCUUGUAUGAUGCCACAUAUGACAAAAGUGCUACGUGGAUGACAUUAAGCUUCAAUUAUCUUUUUGUUUAUAUGACCCUGCCUAAUGCUAUAGAAGGUUUUAUUCUGAUGUGGUUUUCGUCUUUUUCUAGAUAGGUUUUGAUUCUCUUCAGCAAAAGGGAGAGUUUUUGGUUAAGGUGUAACGAUUGAUUAACAGAGAAUUAUACGUUUCAUCAAACCAUUUUGCGAGGACAAAGGUGUAACUAAACGUGGCAGAUAAGACUGCUCCCAUUGACAAAUUUAAAGUUAAAUAAUUUGCUUUGUAUACAGUGAGCUAUUUCGUAGGUAGUUGAUUUUUUAAUGUUAUUUAUAUGUACAUAAAUAUUUGAGCUGUGCAAUUAGGUUUUAUUUAUAGUUUAUAAUCAUUACUACAUGUCAGUCUAAAUGAAAUGAAAUGUUUUCACUUCACAGGUUCUGCCCUGGUGCCAGGGCAACCCUAUCAGCCUUGUAAACACGUCGCGUUAAUUACACUAAGGUGAAAUAUGCGAGUGCUAGGCAGGAAAACCGUUUUGCUUGGAUAACCUUCCCCCAUUAUACACAAACCCUUGGUUCUGAAAGAAAAAAUCGUAAUAUGACAAGGGUGCCGAGUAUUUCGAUUUUAUUAAUACAUAUAUAAAACGAAUAAUUGACCAAGACUUUCUUAUCGUGCUUACGUUAAAGUUUAUUGUGGUUAUGGAAACAACAAAGUUAACUUGUCAGUGUUUGUGAAUUCGUCGGUAGCCAAUGACAAAGCUUCCUAUCAAAUCAUAGACGUUUUCUCUUUGAAAGUCAUUGAUAGCGUUUCUGCAUAGAACACCCGCUUUUUUAUAUCUUUGAUCUCGUCUGCUGAAAAUUUUGUACUUUGAGGAGCUUGGAUAAUCAACUUCAUCCCAGGUUAGUUGCAAAUCUAAUGUUGAAUAAAUAGCUAAUUUAUCAGAACUGAGCAAACUCUAGCAAGACCAUCCGUUUUGAUGAAAGAUAAGAGAAGUUUAUAAGAAUUCACCUUUAUACUAAACUUGCUGCGACAUUUCAAUUGAGCAGGUCAUGAAUUAAAAAUAGUUACAUUUUAAGAAAGCUAAAUCAGUUCAGUUUAAAGUGCUGAAACUGGAACAACCCAAAGCUUGACUGAUCUGAAAUACAAGGGACCUUUUACACUUGGAAGUGAAAAUGUAAGUUCGUAAUUGUACACAAUCUUACAUUUAUCUGCCAUUGUCCCCCUUAUGUGAAACGUCGGUGACUUUCAAAUUUUGCGACAAGUAAGUCUAACAACUGACAUCGCUACCUCAAGCCUGGGUAAAUCGUUUCCAUUCAUUCCGCCGAGGAAAAAAUCAGUUCCUCUUACGUUAAAAAAAGAGUUCUAUUCUGAAACUUAUGAAAGAGCGUAAGAAAUAGAAGGGAAAACAUUCACUACUUUCGGUUCCAAUUUAGUUCUACACUCGUACAAUGAAACAUAAACUACAGUCCAUCUCUGUAAGCCGAGUUUUCCAUCUCCGUUUUUAAGAUGAUCAACUAAGUCGUUUGCAAAAUGAAUCCGUCACGGGGUUGUCUCCUUCAGGAAUGAGAUACGGUUUUCACUGUGACCAGGGGCCCGUUUCUCGAAAGUCCCGAUAAUUAACGGGCCCUUAAAGCUGUUGUUGUUUACAUGUAAGAUAAAGGUUUCAAUAGUUUUGCAUUUAACAUGAUGAAACUAUCAGUUAAUGAAACAAAAUGGAGUAGUUUGCUAGCCAGAACCCGCGCUCUUAUUCUUUAUAUUUCGAUUUGAAAAUUUAAUUUCGGGCCCGAAACGUUACCGGGGCUUUCGAGAAACGGGCCCCAGGACUUUGACGCGCAAGUCAUUUAUUAGGGGGAGGAGAGGGGAUGGCAGGGGAGGGGAUCUGAAACUUUGUUUUGUGAUAAAAAUUUGUGAUAAAAAGUCACGACGUUUCGACCCUUCCGAGGUCAUUUUCAAGUGCGAGUAAAAUUUAAAAAAAAUUGCAUCAAUAUAUUAGGAACGGUUAAAAAUAGUUUAAAAAAGGUAAGAAUGCAGCGAACAAUAAAAUGCGAUUUUCGCUAAAUUUUUAUUACAAAAUGUAUAUUCAAGAAACUUCUCAUCAAUAUUUUGUUUCUAUGUCGUUUUUCUUUUUACUAAAGGAAACUAUAAGUACAAAAUGGAAAAUCAAAUUUAUAAUCAAUAAAUCAAUCAUGUAUUUUGACACGCUACGUUAGAGAGCUUAAAAACUCGUUCAAAAUACGAACGUGUAUAAACAAAAUCUAUAAUAAUUACAGCUACAUUAUAACAUUAUUCAAUUUUAAAAACAAUUCAAUAAAUAUAUAUACAAUAUAAUAUAAGCUAGAACCUACUAAAAACGUGACUGGAAAACUAUAAGACACGUUCUAAAAAGCUACAAUCAUGCACUAUAAAACACGUUCUAAAAAUCUGCAAUCGUGCAAUUUACUUUUUUAUACUAUUACAUGAGAAAUUUCUGCAAUUUGAUUGGCUUAGAGCGGCGGUAUUUCAGCUUGAUUUGAAAUACCUACAUUUGAAAAUUACAAACCUUUUGCGGGUAGUAGUAUAAACAAAUAAUAGCAUGAUUUGUACGUGAUAUUUGGCAUAAAUACCACUCGUGAUGUUUCAAAUUGUCUCAGAUUUCACUCGCCGAACGGCUCGUACGUAUAACAAUUUCGAAAUAUCACUCGUGGUUUUUAUAGCAAAUAUCACUAAAAAUCAUGCUAUUACCUAUACGAAAUCAUUAGCAUCACCUGAAAGACGUACUUGAGAGGGCAAACUGUUCCAUAUGUUCAAAAUGAUGUUAUAGCAAACUAACAUAACAAACUAGAACCAAAGUGUAUACCAAUCCUUGUACAUUUGAAAGAUAAACCAUUGCUCUGUAUUAGCGUCCUCUAAUUCACUGCCGGGUAGAAGUGUUACCACUACUAUUUUCACAGAUUGAGGGCAAUAAUAUACUCUGAGAUAACUUCACAAGAUUGAUUAGUUAAUUUUUCUUUCCACCAUUUCUUUUAGCGGACAGUAGUUUGGAGAUUGUAUCAAAAUUAAAUUAUCCUCUUUUCAUCUACUCUUAGUUCCACUCUUCUGUGCCUCUGUUUCAUUUUUUCAUGUGUCCACGAAACAUAUCUUUACAUUUAUGUCUGCAUACUUUAAAUGUUGGAUGUUUUUGAUAAGAUUUUUUUACUGAGCGCUACUGGGUGCCAGGUCCUGCUAGGUCGAGACUUUUCAUGGGCGGUUUCUGGUUUCGGUCAAGUCUUUAUAGUGACAUGCACUUGCAAAAAGCCUCUAGACCAGAGCGUUAUGCACGGUUAAAUCUGUUUAGUCCAAAUUUUGGACACGACUGAUGAUUGGCUUCUAAUGACCAUACACCAAUGGGACUUGGAAUCUAACAGACGCUACAAUUGGUUGACAAAAAUGGUAUCCAGGGUACUGUGGUCCUUUCCUUAUCAAAAUCUGAUUGGCUUUCCUUUCCUCAGUUUAAGCUUACCGGACUUGGUAUACAUGCUGCUCAGGAGAUCUUUGAUAUCUUGCUCUUCCCAACUUCCUCUUUUACUUUAAAUGGAUUUUGUAUAUUUUCUAUUAGUCACGAAUCAUUUGAUCUGCUCGUGUGAGAACAUAUUGCUUUUCAAAAAACUUUCCCGCUGUACCAGCUUUCUUGUUGCUUGAUAUGACAUCAACAGUUAAGAACAGUUUCGAAACAAGUUGAUGGCUUUCAUAUUGGCGUCCUCCCUCGCUGUGAGAUAGCUUUACGAAUUUACGAACAUUUUUACAUCUCAAAUUUUUACAUGACAUUGGUGGGAGGCGAGAGCUCUCACCACUAGCUGCACCACCCUUGCUACGACAAUGCUUGUUGCUCGUACUUAGCUUAAGCUAGAGGGGACGGGCCCCAGAGAAGAGAUUCUCUCUUCCCUGAAGGGCGUCUCUGAAUUGACGACAACCUUCACUCUUUUAGAGAAAAUUUAAUUCAAGAGGGGUUCACUUUUGGGAAGGAUAACCACGGACCUUCUUACAAAAGUGGGCCUCCUGCUCAUUUGAGUUGAGUAAGCCCCCAGUUUCUUCAAUUACAAUAUUAAGGUUUAUCAACCUUUACACAGAAUACCAAACCUGAGUCUUUCUACUUUUUGUUUUCAAUAUGAUAUUUUAUCUUAAUGAAAAGUAAAAGCUGUCUCGCUUUUCAUGAUAUUCCUGUUGUUUUGGAGGUCUUUUUGUGAUGUAAUUUAUAUACAUUCCUAAAAUUGGUUGAUUCCACUUGUUUUUUUUCUGUGUCAGUCCACAGUCUGUGUUUUAUACUGACCGUGCAGGCGUUAUCAAUUUUUAAUCAACCAUACCAUAGCAUUCCCACAAUACUUCGUAAGUGAUCCUCUGUGCGAGAUGCACCAAAACAUUCCAAAAAUAAUAAUAAAUAAUGAUAAAUUUCUACCUUUUUGCUUACUUUUCAUAGAUACUAGACCGUUUUGAUUUUCAGAUUGUUUCGCUUGUUACUAAGAAUCUUUUUAUUAAGAGCGCAAGACGCUUGACCAACAACGCGUGACUCACCCACGUGAUUUAGCCAGCCUUGCCAAACAUGAUAUCGGAUAAAAAGGCGACGCUCUCUUGCAGAACCAGCCCUCUACCUAUGAGCGAAAACUACACAGAAAGUAAAGCGAAAACUAAAAGCUAAUCAUCGGACUGACAAGAAGCUUUCUUCUUGUCGUCCUCCAUUGCCCCUUAUCUCACCUUCAGUUUACUCUGAUACUGGAUUUGACAAUGUCUAUAGCCCUAAAAGAAAUAGCAGCUGUGUUUUUAGAGGUCACUGUAAAUUCAUGAAAAUACCAGGAGGUUUCUGAGAACUUCAUGUCUCCAGGCUGCGCACAAUAAAAUAAUUAUUUAUCAUAAAUAGGUGGAAUAUGAUCGUCCGAGUGAGUGUAGUCCUGAAUAGGACUGUUGUUGUCAGUGACUGACGUUUCGACAACGUGCACACUAGUCAUCUUCAGAGUCAAAGUGAGUUGUAACGCGUCAGUUGAUGGUAUUGAAUUCUGGUUAUUGACCUGAUUGGUCAAUUUCGUCGCCAUGUCACUGGUCGUCUGUCAGUUAAGCCGUGAUCAAAAGAGAGUUUUAGCUUAUAUAUGCACCACGACCCCAGAUUAUAAUCUUUUAAGUUACUAAAUUCAAUAUCUUUACUUGUUAUAAACAUUCAGAUGUAUUUUUUCCUUUGCAGUUAAAACAAAAGUUCCUUAAUCAGCUAUGAAGAGCAGCUUUAUAUCUCUCCUCAUGUGCACUCGUAUCUCGCUGCUUCUGGUCUCUUUCUACAACAAGGUUGGAACGAAAUCAUUAACACCACUGUUGACUAUUUUCUUUCAAAGGACCAAUAGUACAAUGGAGCGUGCAACACCGCUGCCACAAAAACCUUUUUCUACAAGGAAAAAUCUCAUCAUAAUAAGUCCAGGCCGCGGAGGCUCCUCUUUCCUUGGAUCACUUUUUAAUGAAAAUCCUCAUGUCAUGUAUUCCUUUGAACCUUUUUUUGCCAUAACUGAAAAAAUUUUCCAUGUUGAUUUGGUUAAAGGAGACAAAGAACCAAAGAAUUACACACAAGCAUUCCUCCGGGUAAUUGAUGGUUUCCUCAAGUGCGACUUCACGAACUUCUCUAAGACUAUUAUAUCGGCACUUUUAAGGUACCGGUGGCAUCUUCUCCAUAGUAAGGCACUUUCGAACACAAAUUUGGCGCGGUUUUCAAGAACCUUGCUUACCAGUUCUUGUGAAAAUCACAACUACACUGUUAUAAAGAUUUUGUCUUCACGAGUACCCAACAAGACAAUAGAAACUUUCAAGGAACUUUUCCAAGAACAAAGCCACUAUGACGUCAAAUUAGUCCAUUUAGUUCGAGAUCCAAGAGCAGUGGUGAACUCCAGGAGAAAUCUCAAAUGGAUGAAAGAUCAUUUGCAUCCCAGCUUUAGUGAUAAUGUUCGAAGGAUAUGUAAUCCGAUACUACAGAAUAUUCGCUUUGGAUUGUUGUCUCCCCCUCCCUGGCUUAAGAACCGCUUUAAAAUUAUUCGUUACGAGGAUCUCGUGGGAAAUACGGUAAUUAUCGCACGGGAACUGUACAGGUUCGCAGGAUUUGAUUGGUCAACGAGCAUUGAUGAAUGGAUAAGUCAACUAGCAAACAAUUCAAAACAAGGAACAGAAUACUCUGUUUUCAGGAAUGCUACAGCCGCUAUUCAUGGUUGGAAAAACGCGCCAAAGCCCUUUAUAAAGGCCGUAGAGGAUGAAUGCAGAGAUCUAAUGGAUUUCCUCGGCUAUGAGAAAUACACCUAUUAG
This is a messenger RNA of Porites evermanni, 10203 nucleotides long. NCBI's taxonomy places the organism in Eukaryota, Metazoa, Cnidaria, Anthozoa, Scleractinia, Poritidae. The record is from the annotation of a GenBank genome assembly.